UGUUUCUCUGAAGCACAAACAGGUUCCAGUCAGAAAACAGAGCAGAUUCCAACUGUGUGUUUGUUCUGCAUAAAACUAAAAAAUAAGUCAAAAAUGAGAAAUACAGAACACAAACUAACUCUGUUCCUGACCUUUAUCAAUGUAAUUGUCUGCACUUUGGGAACGGGAAGCAACCCAAAGUACUACAGCUCGAAGUACGGGGUUCGGUGCAAUGAGGAGUGUGACACACAUGGAAAAAGCUACUUAUGGUGCAUGACUGCAAAGGGCUGGGAUUAUUGCUCAACAAAGGAGAAUGUAGACUACACAGGCCAGCCUUGUAGAGAAGACCAUCCCUGUGGGAAGUAUGGCAAGGGUUACCAUUGGUGCUACACCAAUAGUGGUAGCUGGGGUUACUGCGGAAUUCUACGUAAUGCAUCAGAACCAAAGACGCUGUUAUAUAAGGGUUCAUCUACAAUGAGUUUGUGUUGGAGCGACUGUUUGUACGAUGAGAAUAAACAAUACUUCUGGUGUUACACGGAAAAAGGCUGGGACUACUGCUCUCCACUACCUGAGGUCACGUACAAAAAUGAGCCGUGCCGCUUGGACCACUAUUGUGACCCCCAUGAAUAUGCUUACACCUGGUGCCUCACAAACUCAGGGAAUGAUUAUUGUGGUUCUAUCGAACCUGGAGAAUGCCAGUAUGUCAAUAGUGUUGCUGCAAAAGAAAACUCUAAAACAGUGGUUUCCUGCAUAUGGAAGGACACCAAGAAUAACAAAGAGAUCAAGCUCACUGCAGAGCCAGACUUCACAAUAUUUGCUGAAGCUUUCACCUGGAAGAACGAGAUCAUCAACUUCAUCGCACGCUGGAAAAACACCUACUUGAACCCAGAGCCCGGUUCCAAGCUGAUCAUCUCGAACAACCUUAGGUUUGAUGUAAAGAAGCUGGAGAAUGAAGAAGAACAGCAAAUCUACAGCCUGCAAAUCCUGGUGAAUGUACACACCCAGAGUUGGAGGAGCAACAAACUGGCCCAGGUGGUCCUACCAGACUACGAAGAGGUUCCAGAGAGAUUUGUACAACUGGCCUUCUUGGAGAGCUUCCGUCAUCAGUCCAAGAUUUCUGUAGUAAUUAAUGAGUCCAGUACAGAUAAACAAUAAUUAGUUGAAAAAAUGCAUGUUCUUAUUCUUCCUCUCUGAAUCCUCAGUGACACUAGAAAAUCCGGGGUGUCUGUGAGCUCAAGCAUGUGGAAAUAGUCAAAUAAAUUAUUAUUAUUUUUUUAAACAAAAUAUUCUGAAAUCACACAACAAAUCAUAAAAUCACAAGCUUUUAUGAUGCAUUUCUUCAGGAAAAUUUUAUUAAACACAAGUCCAUUGAUUAUUUGCUUACUCACCACAAGAGGUGUAAUUCUGUGCAAGAAAAAGUGUCCAAUUGUUUCUGUACACAAAAACACAACUUGUAAACUUAAAUGUAAAAAACAAAACAAAAAAAUUAUAAAAUGAUUUAA
Silurus meridionalis is the source of this 1481-nucleotide messenger RNA. RefSeq lists its product as uncharacterized. NCBI's taxonomy places the organism in Eukaryota, Metazoa, Chordata, Actinopteri, Siluriformes, Siluridae. Bases 94 to 1134 code for a protein of 346 amino acids. The transcript is spliced from 2 exons. The record is from RefSeq and is a predicted model, not a curated record.